Molecule: messenger RNA, 773 nt
Organism: Amphibalanus amphitrite
Lineage: Eukaryota; Metazoa; Arthropoda; Thecostraca; Balanomorpha; Balanidae
Product: abscisic acid and environmental stress-inducible protein-like
Exons: 2
Coding region: 85-438 (117 amino acids)
Source: RefSeq, a predicted model, not a curated record
CGUGAAGUAUAAAGGCGCACCGCGGCCGGCGGUUAGCAGUCAUUCAGCAUUCAAACUCGUCCGGAGUUACCACCUCAGCUCAACAUGAACUUCCAGCUUGUGGUUGUCCUCGUCGCUGCCCUGGUGGCCGUUGUCUCGGCUGCCGGAGGGUUCAGGCCAAUCAGCUACGGUGGUGGACAGUUCAACAGGGGUGGAUUCAGCAACGUUGGACGCCUGAACAGCGGCUUCGGCGGCGGCGUCAGCAACUUCGGCAGGGGCUACGGCAGGGGCGGCAACAGGUUCAUCGGCGGCGGACAGCGGUUCAACAGCGGCUUCAACAAGUUCAACUCUGGCUUCAACUCUGGCUUCAACUCCGGCUACGGCGGAGGUCGUCUGCACGGCUCUGGCAUUGGCGGCGGCUCCUUCAACCGGUUCCGCAGUGGCGGCGGCUACUUCUAGACGGGACGAAAGCUGUGGGGACAAAUUUGAUUUUACUGGUCUGGGUCUUGGUUAGACAGACGGACUGAAUGCAACUCUACAUGAUCUGAUCGUGUCAAUUUUACCAUUGGAAACAAACCAGCUUUAUAAACAUGCAUCUGAAGCAUUCUUUAAAUGGAUUUACAUCGAAUAAGUUAUUCUAUACAAAGUGGCAUAGGCUGACUAAUGGGACACGCUUGCUGUCGGAACUGCUACAAGUGCUAAAUGUGGAUGUAAUUGCAGAUAGUCACAAACAGUUCAUAUUUGUGAUCAAAGUAUGUGGACAGUGCGCUUUUUAUAAAUAAACAAUAAACUGA